Messenger RNA from Pocillopora meandrina, 10525 nucleotides. NCBI's taxonomy places the organism in Eukaryota, Metazoa, Cnidaria, Anthozoa, Scleractinia, Pocilloporidae. The record is from the annotation of a GenBank genome assembly.
AUGGAACAGAACACACAAGUGAACCCAGGUGCGACUCUCAUAUACUGAGUCAAAUUGCUGCAACUUUACUGACCCGUUAAACUCAAGGCACCCUUUUUAAAUUCAAGGCGACUCUGACCACUUUCAAUGGACACUGUCCACUGAGCAGUGUUGUGAUGUACGAGUUCAAUCAUAACUGAUCAAGAUAUCUUUAAAACAUGCCGUUUUCAGAUAAUCCUCCACCCUACACACCACAGGCUCCUGUUACGGCUCAACCAGCCUACCAACCUCAACUCAGUGGUGCUGCUCAGCCCGGUUACCCAGCACAGUCAGGUUACCCAGGACAGCCUGGUUACCCAGCACAGCCUGGCUUUCCAGCACAGCCUGGUUACCCAGCACAGCCUGGGCAGCAGCCUCAGCCUGGGUAUUCUCCUCAAUAUGGUUACCCGCAAACGCAGCAGCCAGGCUAUCCUCCACAGCCCACCCAACAUGUCCAACAAAGUACCACAGUGGUCAACAUGCAAGCACCUGUAAGUUUCUUAUCGGCUUUUUAUAACAGAACUGAAACUCCUCCUCGACAAGAUAACUUUGGUUUUAUUAAUUUUGGUUUUACCAUUCGCUCCAACGUCAGCUUUGAAACUCUUUACAGAGGCCAAUUUACGUUAUCAACUUCGUCGACAUAACCAACAUUAUCUUGCUAUACUUCCCCGCUGACGCAGCACCACAGUUUCUCUAGAAACUUACCCCCUUUAUCCUCCUCGACCAGCUAGCCAUGAAAACUUGAAAAAUCCAGAGGAAAUGGGGAUUUUACUCGCGUACCAUACAUCUAUCAAGGAAAGGCUAUAUGUUAUUGAUUUUGCGCGUGAAAAAUCUACGCUCAAGUUGAAGGAUACCAUUAGAUUUGGCAAUUGAUAAUGAUAAACCAAUAAGGCCCAAGAGUGGCUAAGUAUAAAGAGGACAAAUAGGACUCCAAUAGUCAACUUGAAAACUUUAAGCUCAAACCCCUUGUGUACCUUAAACAUUUUUAAACAAAAUGGCGACUGCAACCUUCUCACUACCGCCCUCAUAUAAGAGCGCGGAUCUCCCUGAUUAGCAAUAGAGCCAAACUACCAUAAAUUGACAUUAUUUAAUCGGAAAUUCGCAAUGGUUAAACGUGAAACUCGCGUUUAGUGCAUCCGACUAUUCGGAAUUUGCAUGUAACAUGGAUGUUUCGGAACGCGAGGAGUUUGAUAUAUCUGGAACCUGUACGUUGUCAUUUUCACAAAGGAAUCCAAAUAUACUUCGUUUUUGGGUUUUAUAUCACUAGUUUUAGCUCACUAGUUAGAAUUUCUCUUUUUCUGACCUUAUGUAAGGCUCCAAUUAUGACAUCAUAGUUUCGAGCCCUUACACCUCUCCUAAAGAAUCACGACCAAAAUCGGAAAUAUCUUUAAAUAGGAUACCCUGGACGGGUAAAAACACAGUUCUCUUUCUAUACAUGCAUUGCGAGCUUUCUUGUCAUUUCAAAAAGUUUUUUGAUUUUCUCUUUUGUUCUCUUUGGAAGGCUCCGACGAUCAUCAUGCCUAUGGCUUUUCCUCCUCCCAAUUGGUUGGCCCUGUCCAUAUUCACAUGCCUUUUUUGCUUCCCAAUUCUUGGAAUAGCUGCAAUCAUUUUCUCCAUUAUGGUAAGUGUAUCUUUCAUGAUAAAAUAUCCUGAAAUAGGUAGCCUCAACUGGGUUGUCUAUCAUUUAAGAAAAUCUCCAAAACUAAAUUAUUUUCCUACCGUGAAUGGCUCCUUAUAAUUUCAUUAUUCAGUCUAGUUUAAAAAUGUGCAGUACUAAGAGUCCUGUAGCUGCUGUUAUGUUCCUAUUUCAAAAAGAAAAUCUAUUUCAUGAAUCUUCCUUUAACUCAUUGAUGUACUAGCCAUUCGUUUCAGCUGGCGAAGUAAUGUAUGAAAGACAGCCUCCAAAGAAUGAUCGUCUAUUUAGCUGUAUAUAUCCUCAGCAAAUUCUAAUUAUUUUCGUUUGGUGCAAUUCUAUUUCAAAACCCGAAAUUACCUUCUUCGACAUUGUAUUUGAACAGUUUCUAAACAAUACUAAUACUAACAACAAUUGGGAGUGAACAUUUUAGUACUUUAUCUAAAAUUUUAUUGUUAAUACUCUUACCGAUCAUUCAACUGCUGUCUAUUCAGGUGGACAGUUCAUAUGCAGCAAGAGACUACGACGGCGCUUGGAGGAAUUCACAAAUCGCCAAGUGGCUGAAUAUUAUCUCUAUCGCCAUGGGAUGCUUCACGUUCGUGCUUCUUAUAAUCUUAAUGGCGGCUUAGUAAAAAAUAAAACUAAACAAACAAACAAAACCAUCAAUCUCCCGCUUUUUAUCAGUGCAAUUAGAGUGAGCUUUCUCGAGUACUUUUGCUCCAAUAUUUAGUCAACCAAAACGCUGCUUCUGUAAGUUAAAACAUUAAAACGAGUUUUACACACCCAUUGUUUGCGGUGUCUUAAUAGAAAGAUUGAAAACGUACAAACUUGUCGAAGAUCAGUAUAAAGCAUGCAGGGAUGUGUUUAACAAAACUCAUUAAAAUUUGGUCAUAAUGAUAAUCGGAAUUAAAAUAGAAAUGAUAAAUAAAUUUCUCACGCAGAGUUGUUUCCAACAGAAACUCUCCACAGAGGCUGAUUUAUUUUACAUUAUUGUCUCGGUCCCUCAACAAUUGUAUGCUCUUAAAUCUUACCUCCCUCGGUUAGUAUCAUGCAAAUUAGAAGUCGGUACGACCAUUUUUUAUGAUAAAGGCUAAGUGCAAAUGAUGCCAAGGUUAGCAGAUGCUGAUAAAGUCUGAUAUGUAUUUUGGAGUCAGAUCAUUACUUCUCAAGCCUAAAAGGGAAAACGAGCAAGGAAAGAAACGCUACAAUUAUAAUAUGUGAACAGUCUUCUCCCAAAUCUUGAAAUAAUAAGAGAUACUGAGUUCUUGUGCUCUACGGCUGGCAUAGUCAGCAAAUAUUUCUUAAAAUAGUAUAAAUAGGCCUGCAUUUCAACCACGUUGAGCUCAUAUUUCACAUUGCAUUACAAACGGUCAGGAACAAGCAAACCUUGCCUAAUGGAUUUAUUCAAGAAAAUAAUCGCCAAGAAUUGCUUUUGUCCAAUUUUAUCUAAAAUAGAUUUAACAAACGUUCUGAUCCCGAAAACAUAUUGUAAAAUUUAUUUCUUAGAAUGCAAUGCAUUAUCUUCAUUGACUUUGAAAAUUUUAUGUUGAUAUAUCCCACUUUGUAAUGGUUGGCUGGAAAUACCAAAACGUGGGUCAGAGUGUCGCCAUUAUAAAGAAGUUCGCUUCCGAAGUCAAGUACUAUGUAACUAUGUAAAACAUUUUAAAUAUCGCUACUAACCGCUUUUUGAGAUUCCAGAGUGUAACUGAGUUGUUCAAAAAUUGUCGUCAAAUGUGGUUCAAGUUUGGGCGCCGCCAUUUUUAAAACGCUCAAUAACCAAACAGCACUUCCACGGAAUGGUGGGAAUUGAAACGUACGGCUUUAAGACGGCUGCUGUUUAGGUUCUCUCAAAAAAUAAAUAAAUAAAUAAAUAAAAAAAAAAGAAAAGAAAAUACAAAGGACAAAAAAAGGAGGAAACAAAAACAAAACCCAGAAAAAAUAUUUGCGUCAAGAAUGCCCUAAGAAAGUGAAGAGAACAAACUUCCCUAUCUACUCAUCUCACGUUUUUCACUUUAUAUAUUGCUUUCGAAAACUCGCAUCUUUCUUGGAUCUUAUCCCCGAUGGGUGAGGAGGAAUCUGGUCGUUUCGAACCCAGUCAUACAGUUCCUCAAUUCAGUCGUUUCGCGCUCAAGUUUCGUACUCAAUUUUGAGUUUGUUCGUACCCAAAUCGAUGAUCAAUUCUUACGAAUUACGGUCAGAUCGCACCAUGGUUAGAUCGCUCUUUUUCAAUACACUUCAGACUAUAAAGUUAUAAUUUAUUCCACGAUCAUUAAUUUUAUCAUCGCUAUACAUCAUACAUCGGUAGCUCGGUGGCUGAUCUGAAGGACAGAGUGAAUACGAUGUACUCGAAUCGUCGCAAGACACAUUAUCACCUAUAUACUUUCAGUGAAUAUUAAUGUCUAUUAAUAUGAAUCUAGGCAUCGAUAACUGGGUGGCUUGGUUUAGUGUAUUCGUCCAAUAUAUUUUAUGUAAUAGUCUAGAGUGUUAUUUAUUCGUAGGAUAUAUACAUUUGAUGAACUGUUUGGUCCCAAAACAGGUCUCUGUCUGUUGUGAUGUUUAGUGAUCAUUGGUAAGUAAUACUUCACAUUACUACAUGGAGCGAAGUAACUUAUGUUGGGAGCGAAGUCACUCAUUUGAUGGAGCGAUCUACGUUUUGGUUGGAGCGAUCUAACUGGGAGCGAUCUAACCACGGUGCGAUCUAACCGGAUACCAUUCUUACCCGUCCCAAUUUUUACCUUUUCGACCUUUUUUUGUUAAAACGACUUUUAAGUUGUUUUAAUUAAAAUGAUUAAAAUUGUUUAUAUUUUUAAUUGACAGGUCUAUUGUUUAUACAUGUGCCUUUUUCUCAUAGUAACAGCUCGUUUAAGUGAGGUAUUUUUUCUCCCAUUUAUAUCAACGAUAAUAAAUUCGUUUAUUCUAACAAAGGAAAUAAAUAAACGCCAAACAACAUUAGCAUUAACCAAUGGGAAACGUUUAACAACGAGCAGUUAAAGAAAGGCACAAACUUUUAACACAGGACAGCUCUCUGAAAUUUUAAAUCGAAAUGAUUUUGGGAUACCUCACCUUUUCAAUAAAAAGAUCAGGACAGUUCAAAUACCAGUUUCAAUUAGAAUAUAGGCCUAGUUAAAUCGAUAAAAGUCCUCUUUUUCAUUCUGACGCGCAACAUAUCAAGCAAAAGCUAUCAAUCUACGAUGCUCCUUAGCCAGUCUUAAAAAUUGUUUAAAGUCCGCACGUAAUUUCUUAACCAUUCUCCUCGCAAAGUGACAAUGAGCUGUCUGCCUAGCCCUCUGUUCACCUUAUGUUCACGGUUAACAGAGAAUUUAUUCGGUACUUAUCCGUGAUCGGAUACUUUUUCAUUCUGACGCCCAACAUAUCAAGCAAAAGCCAUCAAUUUACAGAGCUCCUUAGCCAGUCCUAAAAACUGUUCAAAGUCCGCACGUAAUUUCUUCACCAUUCUCCUCGCAAAGUGACAGUGAGCUGUCUGCCCAGUCCUCUGUUUACCUUUAGUUCGAGGUUAACAAAGGAUGGAUUGGUUACUUAUCCGUGAUCGAGUACUUCCGUGUAGCUAAGGCGUUGUCGUGGUAUUUGAGUUAGCCUUGAUUCACUCCGCUGGGGUUUCACUUCGGUUUUGCACAACCUCUCCGCAACAAACAUUAACUUCACCACCAAAAGGUAAGAGUUACUGCUUCUAUUGAGUCUUGAAAUUAAGGCUUUCGGUGUAAAAGUGGCUUCAUGGGAAUUUAGCGAAGUAAGAGCAGACUAAAUCCAAACGCAUCUUAUUCGCCUGACUCACGCAUGCCUCUAUCGAAGCUUGAAAAUCUACCGAAAGAGUGACUUAUGGAGAGAAACCGUCACGUAUGUAGUUUUGAGUGAGGAUAAGGUAAGCAUUCACCAUAGAUAUCAAAUUCUUGGAAAUUUUAAUCAAAUUGGGUUGCCGUAAAACUGAAUCGUUUGAAAGAUAACUGCGUGCCUAAUAGAUUGAAAGAGCCGCUAAUUUCGUUAAAAGUAAAAAACGUUUUAGAUCAGAUCGGCAAUAAGAGACAAAUUAGUCGUAUAACUUGCUUCGAAUGCAGAUAACUGCGCUCGUCUUGAAAUUUGCGUUCAUCGCUUGCAAUAUUGAUUGAGUCGUCUUUGUCUAUAUUGCUUAUUAGAGAUAUUUCCCGUUUUGAGGCCAGUCGAACUCUUUAGUUCUGCGGUUUUUGCUUCCAGAUUUCGAGUAGAAUUCUUAAAGCGCAUUCAUCGAUACAUUACGAAAUAUUAUUAUCAACAUAUAUAUAUAUAUAUUUCACUCUGAUUGCAACCUGUCAAGCGCCGUCGAAUAAUUAUCGAAAGUGAUAGUGAUUAGAACUGAGUUUCCGUUAACUUUGUGAUGAUUCUGUUACCAGCAUGGACAUUUUUAAGGUUAACUUUGUGAUAUGCCUAUUAUUUAUAGACGAUUUUGAGCAUUUUUUCGGUAAUUUUCAAUAAGUUCACUGGACUGAGUUGAUUCUUUAAUAGCUUGUUCAAUCAACACUUACAUGAUGAUUUGAAGUGACUUUGAAUUCGUCAUUCACUUAGCUUGUAUUAUUAAAACUCGCAUUCUUGAUAUCAUUUGGCCUUGUUUAUUGAUAGUAAUGAUAAUGACAUGACUUUUUUCGGGAAUAUUGUUUAUUUGCGCCCUUGUAGUGUCAUUUGCGGCCCGAGCGCGAAUAUUCCCUCAAAAAGUCAUGUUAUUCCCUUAUUAACGGCGUAGAUUGAUGAGGUUAUUGUUGAUGUAAAAAAACGCUGUUACAACUGCAACGGAAAAAGAAAAAAAGUACCAUCAAUAUGUUCUCCAAGUUUAAAAAGGAUCGCAUUAGAUGGGUAUUAUUGAAGUAAAUAUUACUAGUCGUCUAAUUUGCCUAAAACUAUUUCUGGAUCCUUGUCUUUCUUGUUGCGUUUUUCUCAGAAUUUACGUGCGUAGGUGAACGUUCCUUUUGUCUCUAGGAGACAACAGUUUCGAACCUUUGAACUCCUGGCGAGAUAACAAAACUCUCAUUGUUCGGUGGUAUUUGAAUUUCUCUUUCUAGGAGAGUUCUUAACGCCCCAAUUAUUUAUUAACUACGCAGUAUCGGAUGAAGAUUGGUAACGUCGUUUCUGUUGUAGUUCGCGAUCGAGUCGUUUCAAUCUCAGGCAGCUUGUUCCGUAAUGGGAAAAUGCUACUGUAUUUGUGCUUAGAAUUAAUAAAAGGGUCGCUUUAGAUGGACAGCAACGAAGUAAAUUAUUCAGAGACCUUGCUUGAAAAAUGCAAAGAAUUUUAAUAACGAUCUUCCAUUGAAGUAUUUCUCGCUACUCUCUUCACUAAAUUUGCUUACCCUAUGUUCAGCGCAAAGUUUUCUUACUCAGAUAGGACAUCCGAACCUUUCCACUCUCGUUUUAUGGGUCAGAAAUCUUUUAUUUUCUGGUAGCUUUCUCUAUCUUUGAAGAAGAGUCGUUCAGGCAUACUAAUUAAUAAAUUAACUAAAGGUGUGUGUUGCAAGAUUUAGCUUGGUAAAGUUGUUCCUGAUAUUGUUCGUGUCGUUUCAGUCGUUUAAACAAACAUGCAGUACAGUCGAACCUCGAUUAUUCGGACUCGUUGGGACUAAAUGAAAUAGUCCAGAUAAUCAAGGGUCCGAAUAAUCGAGAAUGUAAAUAUUAGAAGGAACAAAAUCUAAUUAAAUUAAGAAAGCGACCUUUCAUCGUGAAACAAAACAUUUACAAAUCAAUGAAACAGUCUGUUUUUGACUUUGUGGAAAAACCAAACCCGCAUUCACGAUAUGUAUAUUCGGUAGACUUUACACAACGAGCAAGAAAAAACGUAUUUGCAGAAGUCAACCAACUCAAUACAAUGGUUCACAGAGGUGCACUUGCUUAAGUCAUGACUACUUUUAUUCAAUUGCCUCCCAGCCUUGGAAAUGACCCAAAUGGCUCUUUUAAAAAAAGCCUCAGGGUAAACAAAUUGUCACAUAGCUAAACGGCUUAAGAUAGUGGAAGCUAUGGUCAAAGUCAAACGAAAAUAAGUCUCUUCAUGCGGGAAUUCAUGGUGUUGCCACCAAAGUUAUUGCGCGUUUCUUUUAACGUUAGUCAUUUUCUUUUUAGUCUCUGUCGCUUUUUUAUUAAGUUAUUUUGUUCUCCCAGAAGUUGCUUUCAUUAAUACUCUGUUACCUUUGUUUUGAAUAAUUUUUCUUUGUUUGUGUCAUUCAACAUUUCGACCGCUUCAAAUGUUGAUUUCGCUUCAAUAGCAUGAGGAGCUUGGCCCCGAAAAAAAUCCGCAGCAUGCAUUCUACGGAGAACUCUCCUAGAAAGAGAAAUUCAAAUACCACCGAACAAUGAGAGUUUUGUUAUCUCGCCAGGAGUUCAAAGGUUCGAAACUGUUGUCUCCUAGAGACAAAAGGAGUGUUCACCUACGCACGUAAAUUCUGAGAAAAACGCAACAAGAAAGACAAGGAUCCAGAAAUAGUUUUUAGGCAAAUUAGACGACUAGUAAUAUUUACUCAGCUGUAGGGCUGAUAAUGCAUUAGCAGCCCGCUGUCAGUCUUUUCCGGCCCGCUGAACGUGUGUUUUGAAGAGGCCGAUUUUCUAUUUGGCCGCGUAUAUUGAUAAUAAUAUAGGUUAAAGAUUCACCUAAUUAUUAAUACUGCAUCUAUGCUCGACAAUUACGAAAACACAAGAAAUCUGGCAUUAAAAUCACUUGGCGCGAUCUUAUCAUGGAGGCUGAAGGCUUCGAUCGAUCGGCUGAGCUUUCUAUAGUUACGGGAUCCAAUCUCGACCCCAAAAAGUCCUGGUAUAUGCUAACGAAAAGUUAAUGUGAAAUCAGGCCGAAAGCUUUUGCAAAGAACGAAUUGUUUCGUCGAUUCCGCGAUGACUACAAUACGUUCUGUCCCGCCAGCAGGUCUCGAGCGCGCCAACAAAGGCUGUUCGUUCAACGCCAGGUAACCAAAUAACAUGCAUGUUAUAUCUUCAAUUGGUCUCUGUGCCGGAUUAAUUAGACAGGGAGAAAUCCAGCAGAUGGAUUCGCAAGGUCUCAAAAUAUAAUCUUGUUGUUGAUGCGGUAAAUCAAAUCGCCCUCGACCGUUCACUUUAAUGCCUCCAGUCGAAAUAUCAUGGGAAAUUGCAAUGAUGUCAGUCAAGAAUAGCCGAGCUUGACAAAGACAUUCGGGAACUACUAAACGAUAAUAAUUAUAUAAGUUAAUGGUGGAUGCCUCAACUUUCAGUCAAAAGAAAGAGUCCAGACAAAGAGCGGUCUCCUGAUAUAAAUAAGUGUGAAUUCAAUUUUUCGUGCCCUCUUGGGUAGUCUAUACCUGAGGAUUACCUUUAAUCUCUUGCGUACCCUCUUGGGUAGUGUAUACCUGAGGGUUAUUUUUAAUCUCUUCUAUACCCUCUUCGGUAGUGUAUACCUGAGGGUUAUUUUUAAUCUCUUCUAUACCCUCUUGGGUAGUGUAUACCUGAGGGUUAUUUUUAAUCUCUUCUAUACCCUCUUGGGUAGUGUAUACCUGAGGGUUAUUUUUAAUCUCUUCUAUACCCUCUUGGGUAGUGUAUACCUGAGGGUUAGUUUUAAUCUCUUCUAUACCCUCUUGGGUAGUGUUUACCUGAGGGCUAUUUUUAAUCACCUCUAUACCCUCUUGGGUAGUGUAUACCUGAGGGUUAUUUUUAAUCUCUUGCAUACCCUCUUGGGUAGUGUAUACCUGAGGGUUAGUUUUAAUCUCUUCUAUACCCUCUUGGGUAGCGUAUACCUGAGGGUUAGUUUUUUUCGUGCCCUCUUGGGUAGUGUAUACAAGGGUUAUUUAAAUCUCUUGCAUACUCUCUUGGGUAGUGUAUACCUGAGGAUUGACUUUUAAUAUCUUCUAUGCCCUCUUGGGUAGUGUAUACCUGAGGGUUAUUUUAAUCUCUUGCAUACCCUCUUGGGUAGUGUAUACCUGAGGGUUAUUUUUAAUCUAUUCUAUACCCUCUUGGGCAGCGUAUACCUGAGGGUUAGUUUUAAUCUCUUCUAUACCCUCUUGGGUAGUGUAUACCUGAGGGCUAUUUUUAAUCUGAGGGUUAUUUUAAUCUCUUGCAUACCCUCUUGGGUAGUGUAUACCUGAGGGGUAUUUUUAAUCUCUUCUAUACCCUCUUGGGUAGUGUAUACCUGAGGGUUAGUUUUAAUCUCUUAUAUACCUUCUGAGGGUUAUUUUUAAUCUCUUGCAUACCCUCUUGGUUAGUGUAUACCUGAGGGUAAUUCUUAAUCUCUCCUAUACCCUCCUGGGUAGUGUAUACCUGAGGGUAAUUUUUAAUCUCUUUUAUACCCUGUUGGGUAGCGUAUACCUGAGGGUUAUUUUUAACCUUUUCUUAUCCCUCCUAACUCAGCAGUCGCGUAAGACGAUAUUCAUAUGUGUGAAUUUGUUCCCAAUGACCUAAAAUGCAAUAACGAUGUUUUAGACCAGCUUCUUCCCUGGUAUAGUCGAUUUUGAUAAGACUGAUGUCUUCGGAAAAGCUCAAAAUGCCGUUCCAAACUGAAACCUUCGCACAUAAAAGGUCAUUAUAAGAAUAACUGCAUUGCGCCGAAGCUUGAAGACCGAACGAGGAGACUAUCAGUUGGAAGCGAUGUGUAUUCUCUGGAUUAUCUAAUCAACACAGUUUCUGGACUUUAAAAGUUAAAAACCAUGACCUGUAUAAAGAAGGGUUUGUCGGAAUUAACCUUACGUAGGCCUAGGUCUUCGAUAAUGGAGGUGAAAUCAGCUUUACCGGUGCCGCUUUUUAGGCAAUUUUUGAGUCCCUUCGUUUUACGUGUUUUAAAUUGUUCUUGUUAUAUGUUUCUGUAACAUUUGGUCAGGAAUAUUCGUGGACCUUGUGUUAACGAUUUACUGUUGUCUUCUUUAAGACAUGCAUUGUCUUUACAGA